Hemisphaericaspora subhashii is the source of this 942-nucleotide messenger RNA. RefSeq names its product Spo11p (gene SPO11). Gene Ontology annotation, molecular function: DNA topoisomerase type II (double strand cut, ATP-hydrolyzing) activity; ATP binding; DNA binding. Bases 1 to 942 code for a protein of 313 amino acids. The record is from RefSeq and is a predicted model, not a curated record. The transcript is spliced from 2 exons. Gene Ontology annotation, cellular component: nuclear chromosome. Gene Ontology annotation, biological process: meiotic DNA double-strand break formation; reciprocal meiotic recombination; meiotic DNA double-strand break processing. NCBI's taxonomy places the organism in Eukaryota, Fungi, Ascomycota, Pichiomycetes, Serinales, Debaryomycetaceae.
AUGAAGGGGGGUACGAUUAUUGAAAUUGUUGAUGACUCUUCAAGAAGCUGUUCAUCCAGUACAGAUAGAAACAAGAAAACAAUAAGCAUCAAUCAAUUCUCAUCCAAAGAAAAUGAAUUACUUAAAUUUUCAUCAAUUAUUAAAAUCAUUAGACUAUUAAUCAACCAUAUACAACAACCAAAUAAAAUAACAACAAUUAGAGAUAUUUAUUAUCAAGAUGUAAAUCUAUUUGAACAUAAGCAGAUUAAUUGUAAGAAUUUAUUAACUUUGAUAAUUGAAGAAUCGUUACAAUGGUCAUUGGAGAAUGAUAUUGGAAUCUAUCCAUCUCCAAAAGGAUUAGUCUAUGGGGAUUGGUUUUUCCAGACUAAGAAUCAACCAACAUUAAUUCCAAUUAAUUUUCAAAAGGUACUAAUUACUGCUAACGAUAAAGACUCUGAUAGAAAGCUAUUGAUUGUAGUAUUAGAAAAGGAUGCUGUAUUUCAAUCAUUUGUUAAUUUUCUUGGUAAGUCUAAUAGUACAAUCUUAUCAAAUUUCUUAAUUAUAACGGGGAAGGGUUACCCUGACAAAUUAACUCAAAAAUUUCUUUUCUGGUUAAAACAACUGUUUAAGAAUACGGUUUCGGUUGGAUUUUUCGAUUCGGAUGUUUAUGGUAUUAAUAUCUAUAAACAAUAUCUUAAGUACGAUAAUCUGUUGAUUUAUGGUGGUGUAUACUUAAUUGAGACAGAUUUGGUAAAUUGGUUGCAAAUAAAUUUAAGAGAAAUUACAUUGAUUAUAAAUAUGUUGAAAAAGAACCUGGAUGGUGACAAACUGAGUGAAAUGUGGAGACGAGAGUUAACAAGAGGAUUGUUGUUGUUUAAUAAAUCAGAAAUGAAUGUUAUUGAGUUAUCAAAUAACAAUUCAAUUAAUGAUUAUUUGAUUGGUAAAAUUCAGUCCAUAGAGUAA